UAGACAUAAUGUUAGCAGUGUGGUUAAGGUUAGGAUCAAAUCUGAUUUUAAGAAGAGAAAUUGUAUAAAUAGGCUGGGUUUAGCCAUAAUUAUGGCUUUGUGACUGUGGUAACUAGCAACGACCGACGAAGAGUUGACCUAAACAUGGCGCCCUUGCUGGAUUAUAAAAUCGGCGAUGCUAUGUUGUUUUCUUUACCUUUGCGAUCAAAAUCGAUUCUCCUAACAUGUUCACUAAUUUUGGUUAUUUACUUGACGUCGCAGCCAGCUUUGGCCAAACCGAGUAGCCUCAAAGAGAUCACUGACGGAAACUGGGAAGACAUCUUGGCAGGGGAAUGGAUGAUUGAAUUCUUUGCCCCCUGGUGUCCGGCGUGCCAGCAGCUCCAGCCCAUGUGGAAUGAGUUUGCCGACUGGGGGGAGGACAUGGGUGUCAACAUAGCGAAAGUGGAUGUUACUGAACAGCCUGGUUUGAGUGGACGAUUCAUUAUCACUUCACUUCCGACCAUCUACCACUGUAAGGAUGGUGUGUUCAGGAGGUACCAGGGGGCUCGCACCAAAGAUGACUUCCUAAGCUUUAUUGAUGAGAAGAAGUGGCAGGGCAUUGAACCGGUUUCUUCCUGGUUUGGACCAUCUUCCUUCAUGAUGAACACAAUGUCAGCUCUCUUCAAGUUGUCAAUGUUCAUUAGGCGUUGCCAUAACUACCUGACAGAGCAGUUGGGUAUUCCAGUGUGGGGCUCGUACAUCAUCUUUGGACUGGCCACUCUCUUCUCUGGCCUAGCCCUGGGACUGAUACUGGUGUUCAUAGCUGAUUUUGUCUUCCCAUCACGACGAUUUAACUCCCCAAACUACUACCAGAAGAAACAGACGAUGGAACAAGCCAGGCUUAUUCAGCAGCUGGAGGAAGAGCAGGAGGCCGAUGGAGAGGAGGAUGAUGAGGACGAUGAAGAUGGCGAACAGGAGGAGGUCUGGAGGAGAGUGUCUCCAGUGGGCCGUCCCGAGGCCAGAGGGCUGGGUUACCCAGAGGAGGUCUUGCGAAAGAGGGUGGUUGGCAACCGUGAGGAGGAGGAGGACUCCUAGAGGGCUGGAGGGGAACUGCAGAUGCCGCCUAACACCCGUGGGAGACGCGGUGGGGCUGGGGAAGCAGCCCUGUUCGGGGCCCGAGCUCAUAUUUAUAAAGCGCCUCAGAAUAGGAGUCUUGAUCUAGGAUCAGUUUAGCCUUCUAGAUCAUAAUAAAUAAGAUUAUAUGAGCAGGGGUAACUGAUCCUAGAUCACCACUCCUACUCUUUCAUGCUUUAUGAAUAUUAGUCCUGGCAGCAGUAGAGUUUACAGCAGACCGCUUACAGAGAGCCCUAGCGACGCCCCGGCAACGUCGUACUUCCUGUAUUCUCCCUCUGCUUCACCGGGAGUGCUCUCCUUUCACCACCAGCACUCCUGGACUGGAGGUGCUACCGCUACUGUACACUCCCAAGACUAGGGUCGUGUUCAUUAUCUAUCUUUUGAAGAGAACAGACUGGAACAGGCAGGGUUUAUCCAAAUUUGUCCAAUCUAAAAUGCUCAUUUUCCAUUGCGUGCCCUAAUGAACCAAUUAAAUUGGGCGUGGUUUAGGUAUGGAGUGCAGUAGAAAUGGCACAUUUUUUGCCAAUUUUAUGCUAUGCAUUUCUUUAGUGUUUAUUGAAUCUCUUUGUGCGUUAAUCCAUGUUUUAACAAAUUAUAUACAGCUUGUGUUUUGUGCAUUUCAUUGUAUGAUAUAUUCCAUAUAAUCUAAUAUGUACUUGUGUUUUUUCUCCUUUUCACUGUUUUUGUAUCUCAGAACUCCCAUAAUUUAUUUUCAUCCAAGUCUUCCUUGACAGACCGUGCAUCCACCCACCGUGCUACUCCAUAAUGGUUUAGAAUGGUUAAAUAUUGUGCAGAAGUACAUCUGGAACCUCUUUUCCACCUUCAUAAUGAGUGCAGUUGGCAAGCUUUUAUACAGGAACUUGUGAUCAAAUCUCUUCGGGGCAGGGACUCUCCGUUUCCAUUUGGACUUUAAUCAGCAAUGGCACAAAGAUGUUGACUUGAGUUACGAUGCUCUGCUCUGGCUCUACAAGACUGGACGGUUUAAUCUCUGCUGCCUGCCUGGUUUUUAUUAAGUUUCACACCAAUGUAUGAAGGCUUGUGGUGCUAAACCUCCCUGGUGAAUGUUGUUCAGUAUGGAUUAUUAAAGAGCAACUGAACGUAAUAAGGAAUUUAUCCUUUAAAAAAAACUGCUGGUGUUGCAUCGGUAUGAGUCAAACAUUUUAUUAUAGUGUCAAAAUUGACUAUGAAGUGGAAAUGGGAUAAUUUCGCUCCUGAAGUCAGUCUCGUCCAUAACAGGUUUAUGAGAUGAUUAAGAAAAAAUGGUGUGUCAUGGAAUGGUGUGUCAUGGAAUGAAGAGUUUUUUUUUUAAAAUUUUUUUUUAAUCCUGCCCCCAAGUAAUCAUCGAUUUGGAGCACAAUGCCAUGGUCAAUUUGGUUUGACAUUCAAUAUCUUUAUGGGCUAGUUAGAAUUACUCAAGGUACAUGGGACAAUAUUUUAAAAUAUCAAUACUGCCAGGUUUCAAUUACUUAAUGUCAAUUUUUGAAAUUGUAGAAAUUAAUAUAUAAAGAAAGCAUUUGAGGCAACUAAAAGGUGUGCAAUAUGAAAAUGAUGUACCAUUUAUAUGUCAAAUUUUUCGUCCAGGUUUAGCCGGAGUAGGCUGUCAUUGUAAAUAAGAAUUUGUUCUUAACUGACUUGUCUAGUUAAAUAAAAGGGUACAUUUAAAACAACUGAAACGAUAUAGCACCAACAAUAGGAUAUACAAAGUCAAACCAAUUUUGGGCCGGCUGAAGCUUGCUAGCUAGUUUGCUAGCUAGUCUAGGUAACUUCCAGAUACAAGAUCUGGUUUGAUGGUUUCAAGUUAUCUAGAAGGGUGAGUAACUGUACUGUUUUGUCAGAGUGAAAGUACAAACACUUCCCUCAUUCGAACACACACGAGACACCCACAUCAAAACAUGCCUCCAUAACCCAGAUGUUGUUCUCAGUUGCAUUUACUGAAUGAUGAGAAUUGAAACCGAUGCUAAAUCAGCAAGUUCAGCUCCACUUUAAUACUGAGUUCAUAACCAACUAGAAAAGUGGUAAUUAGCAGUUGGGAAGUCGUAAAUACCAGUUGGAUGCGUUCAAGUGUUUUGAACUUGUUGAGAAACGCUGAUUGGCUAAUGCGGUGUCAACCAUAAACAAAAAGUACAGCUGUCAAGUUGUAAUGUUCAAAAAACAGAUUUAUUUACAUGUUUUUUUGUGUUUUAAGUGCUGAAAUUGUAUGUUAUCGAGGUCAUAUUCUUAGUAGGUGACUUAGUAGAAGUCGGAGCUCAGGGAUGAUAGACAGGUUUCCCACUAGUAAUUAGCAGUUGGAGAGGUGUUCAAGCUGAUUUCUCCUAACAGGGCCAUACUGGGGCGCGUUCACAACACCAACCUGUUACAAAGAUAUUGUGCUGUAAAAUGUAAAUAACCUUGUUUUGUCAAUCUCCACUGUAAAGCUAAUAUCCACCCCUUUGUAAAGCUGGCAGUGGACUGUAUUUUGGAUUUGUAUCUUAUGUUGUGUUCACCUGUGUGUGAUGUUCUUCCAUAUUAAUCAGAACCGUUUAUGAUUAUUGAUUGGUAAUGGGCUGUCAUGUCAGUCAGCCGUCAGACACAAUGCAAGCAUGUCGUUACAGCUACAAUUAUUAAGGGAGUUCUUUAAUAGCCUGGUCCCAGAUCUGUUUGUGCUGCCUUGCCAACUCCUAUGGUCACUCUGGCUCUUCUAUUUUGGAAAAAACUAUGGGUGUUUCUCAAUACUACUGCGCUCCUCACUCCUGUGCUCCUAGUGCAGUCUUUGAGGGCAUUUUCUUGAGUGUGACAUUUAUUAGGACGAGAGUGUGGAAACGCAUACAUUUUACAUUUGAGAAGCGCUGCACACUCCCGUGCUACUGCGUUACCUUUUGACCGUUUACAGUAAAUUGUGUGACCAACAUGUCGGCUGCUCAUCUACAGUAUGCUGGACUUUCCUGGAUCACAACUACCCUUGAUAACAUGUAAUAUGUCAAAACAUUUGUAGAUCUGAACAUCAGAUUUAGUUUAAUAUUGCAUUAUUGUCAGUAAAGCAAUUGAGACUUUUUAA
Oncorhynchus mykiss (rainbow trout) is the source of this 4147-nucleotide messenger RNA. RefSeq names its product thioredoxin-related transmembrane protein 1. The record is from RefSeq and is a predicted model, not a curated record. Gene Ontology annotation, molecular function: disulfide oxidoreductase activity. Gene Ontology annotation, cellular component: endomembrane system. Lineage: Eukaryota; Metazoa; Chordata; Actinopteri; Salmoniformes; Salmonidae.